AUGAAAGGUGUCGAUUUUAGUACAUUGCCGGUUGAUUGGAUGGCCAAUAAAAAGGCAUGCGUGAAAACUACAGUUUUCACAGAAUGGUUCGUUAAAUAUUUUGUACCAGAAACUAGAAAAUAUAUGAAUGAAAAAGGCUUAGAAUUUAAAGUUCUUCUGUUGGUAAGCAAUGCACCCGGGCAUCGUCAGUUGGAACACGAAAAUGUUCAAGUUAUGUUCCUGCUACCGAAUACCACAUCCCUAAUCCAACCACUGGACCAAGGAAUUAUCGCAACAUUUAUAACUUACUACAUCAAAAGAACGUUCCAGUACAUUUUGGACGCUUUGGAUAAGGAUAAUCUUCCUACAGUAAUUGAUGCUUGGAAAAAGUUUUCUAUUAAAGAUUGCGUUAAACAUGCUGCUUUAGCAUUAUCAUAUGGAUUGCUAUUCGAUGACAUUGUUGAACUGAUGAUUGAUAAAGUUCUUAGCGAAGAGGAAAUAUUACAUUUUGCCUCACAGAAUGCUGAUUCUAUAGAACGCAGGGAUAGUGAAGACCCUGUAAUAUUAACUUCAAAUUUAAUUCAAAAAGGACUUCAAAUUGCAAAUAAAUUAGGACACCAUUUCAUCACAAAUGAUCCCAAUGUAGAAGGAGCUGCAAAAUUCCAACGUGAGCUGAAUUCUUGUAUGGCUCGUUACAAAAAAUUAUAA
Molecule: messenger RNA, 687 nt
Organism: Anastrepha ludens (Mexican fruit fly)
Lineage: Eukaryota; Metazoa; Arthropoda; Insecta; Diptera; Tephritidae
Product: tigger transposable element-derived protein 1-like
Exons: 1
Coding region: 1-687 (228 amino acids)
Molecular function (GO): nucleic acid binding
Source: RefSeq, a predicted model, not a curated record